This is a messenger RNA of Theileria annulata, 765 nucleotides long. Its product is annotated as co-chaperone (GrpE). Gene Ontology annotation, biological process: protein folding; protein import into mitochondrial matrix. Gene Ontology annotation, cellular component: PAM complex, Tim23 associated import motor. Gene Ontology annotation, molecular function: protein-folding chaperone binding; protein homodimerization activity; adenyl-nucleotide exchange factor activity. The record is from RefSeq and is a predicted model, not a curated record. The transcript is spliced from 2 exons. Lineage: Eukaryota; Apicomplexa; Aconoidasida; Piroplasmida; Theileriidae. Bases 1 to 765 code for a protein of 254 amino acids.
AUGAAAUCAAGUCUAAUCAGUCCGGUAUGUGUAAACAUACUGAAGAAUAUAAAAUACCCACCCUUCAGGAAAAAUAUUAGAUAUUAUACAACUACAUUAAUGACUAAAUAUGCUCGGUUUCAUGAAUUUCAAACCUUUCGAAACCCUAACUUGAGACUUUACUCAACUGUUGAAGAUUCCAAGUCGUCGGAACAAAAAUCUACCAAAGAUUCCAAUGAAGAACCUGAUUUAGAUGAAGAAAAUGGUAGGGAGGAAACAAAUUUGUCUCCAGAAGAGCUUCUGAACCAAGAGAACGAGCUGCUCAAACAGAAGUUGAGUACAUUGGAAACUAAGCUGAAGGAGUUGGAGUUGAAGUAUAAAAUGAGUUUGAGCAAUUGUGAUAACUUGUGUAAGAUUCAUAAGAAAGAGUUGGAAAACACAAAGGUUUAUGCAGUAACGGAGUUUGCGAAGGGGUUGUUGGAGGUUGCCGAUACCUUUGAAUUGGCCCUAAAGCACUUGGGAGAGUCCGACCCCAAAAAAUCAACAGAAGAUUUUGUUGACGGAAUUAAAAUGACAGAAGCCAUGCUUCACCAGACUUUUGAGAAGUUUGGAAUUAAGAAAUAUGAAAGCAUGAUGGAGGACUUUGAUCCUCAAAUCCAUGAGGCAAUGUUUGAAGUCAAAGACAAUGACUCACAUAAUAAGGUAGUACAAGUUGUUAAAAACGGAUAUACAAUAAGUGGUCGUGUUUUAAGACCAGCUAAAGUUGGUGUUUCUAAACGUCAAUAA